AUGAGCAAUAAUAAAAGAUAAACAAUAGAAGAUGCUAUGAGAGCAGAGUAGAUUUCUUUUAGCCAAUCCUAAUCAUCUUAGUAAUCUAUGUAUCAAAACUACUAUGGAUAUAACUAAUAUAUGCCAUAUGGGUACUAGUAAAUGAUGCCAAAUCAAUAUUAAUAUAAUCAAUAUCAUCCAUAUAAUUAUCAAAUGUUACAAACCUAAUAACAUAACAAUCUCAUGGGUAAUCUAAAUAACAUUUACAGACCUUAGUAAUAGUAUCUCCAACAAUCCAAUCCAGCGUUGAAUUCACAAUAAAAAGUAUCCUAACCACUCUAACAAGUGAAUCAACAAUAGCCAUAGCAACCAUAAAAUAUUUAAUAAGUCCAAGAUUAAUAAUAAAAAAAUGUGAUGAACAAUAGGAUUGAGAAAGAGUAGAAUCAAUUUCUACCUCCUGUAGAUGUCUCAGAAUUGGAUCAACCUUCAAGAUGGGAUAAUGAGAUUAAGAUAUACUCCUACUUAUAUCGGAAGUUAAAUGUUGAAAUGCCUAAUUUAGUUAGUGCGAGAUUUUGUAAUUCCAGAGAAAUAUUUAACGAAUAAUCCUCUGUUACAGUGAAAUAGUAUGUAGAGAGGGCAUUUAAUAAAUGUCAAUCUGACAACGAACGAAAUCACAUGGAGCAAUAUUUAAAGGCUACAAUUGCAGAAGCCAAACGCAAAAAUGAAUACAGCAUAAGGGAUUGGUCUAAAUUUCCAUUGCCAACACUUCCUAGAGAGAAUUAAAUACGAACUUAGUCGUUAUUUUCUUAACCUCUCCAAAUAAAACAAAGCACAGCUAUGGCAUUGAAUUCAUUAGGCUAAACAAGUAAAUUUGGGGCUCCAAGUUAAGCCCAACCUAUUGGACCAGCGUAAAAAAUUACAGCAUCUACUAGUAUUUAAAAUUUGAUGUCUUUAAACGAUUAACUGAAAUAGUAAUAAGUUGAUACUUUAAAUCAACAUCAUAUGAAAAAUAAGAAAAUUGACUAUAGCAUCGAUUUGGCAAUGCUAUAAUUCGGGAAAUUACAGCCCAAUGCAUCAAUAUAGAUUAAAUAACAAUAAAAAUAGAUUAAAAAAAAAAUAGAGGAAGAAGACCAAUUUAUUUAAACUAAUAUGAAAAUUACAGGAACUUGUGAAGAUUUAGAAAAACCAUAUUAUAGACUUACUGGUUUGCCUGAUCCUAAUACCAUAAGACCUGAACACAUUUUAAAAAAGGCUUUAAAUCAUAUUCUGGAGAAGUGGAAGAACUAUUAGGCAGAUUAUAAUUUCACAAUAGAGCAAUUCAGAUCAAUAAGAUAGGAUUUGUUGGUUUAACAUAUAGAGAAUAGAUUUACAGUAUAAGUGUAUGAAGAAAAUGCUAGAAUUUGUUUAGAAUGUGGAGAUUUCCCAAGAUAUGAAAGUUGUUGGACUAUGUUGUGUGAUUUGUAUGACAUGAUAAGCAUAAGUGAAGGGAAGGAUGCCAAUUUCAUAGGAAAUAAAGUUGAAUUUGAUAGUUAUAGGAUUGUUUAUCUAACAAUGUUAAAUAAAUAAGAUUAAUUAGUCAAAAUAUUGCAUUAGAAUCCUGAUGAUUAGAGAAUUAAAUUUGCUCUUGGGAUAAGAGAAUCUUACAAAUGUGGAAAUUAUGUUAAACUAUUUAAGGAUUAUAAAGAAUCAAGUGAGACAAUGGGAAUUAGAAUUAGAGUAAAAGCUUUGAAAUAAAUAGUAAAAACAUAUAUAUCAAAUAUAGAAUUAGAGUAUUUAGCCUAAUUGUUGGCAUUUCAGGAUGUUGACUAAUUCAGACAGUUUAUGUAAUAUUUUGAACUUGUAAGAUUUGAUGAAACCUUGACAUAUUUAUUAACCAAACAAAGUAUAAAUGCCUUUGAUAAUAUUAAUUUCGAUAAGAUUAAUGAGUGA
Messenger RNA from Paramecium tetraurelia, 1908 nucleotides. RefSeq lists its product as uncharacterized. The record is from RefSeq and is a predicted model, not a curated record. Gene Ontology annotation, cellular component: nucleus. The transcript has 9 exons. Lineage: Eukaryota; Ciliophora; Oligohymenophorea; Peniculida; Parameciidae.